Messenger RNA from Pneumocystis jirovecii RU7, 1503 nucleotides. RefSeq lists its product as uncharacterized. The record is from RefSeq and is a predicted model, not a curated record. The coding region runs from base 1 to 1503 and encodes 500 amino acids. Lineage: Eukaryota; Fungi; Ascomycota; Pneumocystomycetes; Pneumocystales; Pneumocystaceae. The transcript is spliced from 2 exons.
AUGAGACUCUUAGGUUUCCUAUGUGCUUUGAUUUUGUCUGCAACCACCGUAUUUUCAGUAACAGAGAAAUUUUAUAAGGAUCUUCCAAAGUCAGACAAUAUGACCCAGGCAUUUUUUAUUGGAGGAUACGUCGUGGGGAAUCAUACAAAGAAUGAAAAAGACUGUAAAAAACAUUUGAAGAGUUAUUGCAAUGGCGUGAAAGGAUUAGAUCCGACUUUUAAGUCGGGUGGGUAUGGUUUGAAGGAAGUUUGCAAGAAUUAUAAAGGAGCGUGUCAUGGGCUAUUUUCCUUACUUAAAAUUGAAUGUGAUUCGCUUAUUUUGGAAAAUGGAGAAAAUAUAGAUUACACCACGUGUUUACAGAAAGUGUCGGAUUGUAAUCAACUGGAAACAGCAUGUGGUAGUGAUGGUGUGACGGUUUCAUGCAGCAAAACAAGAAUGAAAUGUUUUCUGCAAGGACAAAAGGAUUUUGCAUUGGAAGUUCUUUCACGGGAGUUUGAGGAGAAUGAUGAUUCGGAUGACAGCAGGCUUGAAGGAGCGUGUCAUAAGUUUGGAGGUAAAGGGCUUGAUUUUACACGGUUAUGUUUAAAUCGAACGGAAUUAUUAAAACAAUUAAAGAAUAAAACAGGACUAGUAGGGGUUGGAUAUACGGGAUAUUCACACGCAGAUCAUCUUUUUAAAGAAGGCCAGAGGUUAGGAGGGCAUUUUCCACUGUUGGAGAAUUGGGAUCCGUAUUUACUGUUAGCGUAUUUAAUAACGGCUUUUGGCAAAGGAGGGACUGACAAAGAAAAAUGCGAGAGCUUAGGAGGGCUGUGUGCGCAUUUUAAUGGUCUUUCAGUGACGUUGAAGAGGUUUUGCGGGAAGGAUGGAAGAGGAAACAAUGUGAAGAAGAUGUGUGAGGAAUUUGAUUACAAGAUUUAUGAUCCAUUGAAUGGGCAUCUUACGUCUUUAUACCAAGAGCUUGAGGAUAGGGGACUCGUUAAUGGGAAUAAGACAAUUCCGUGGGUGAAUUUAACAAAAACACGGGUUACACACAGAGAUUGUCCACGAUUGGAGGCGAAAUGUAAAGCUUUGACGUAUUUUAAUGCAACGGGGCUUGAAAUACCGUGUGAGAAUCUUUUUGGAAGAUGUUACCAAGAUUAUCUUAACAGAACGGCGAUUAAAGAGUUAGAGCAUUACAUGCGUGGAUCACUAGGUAGAGAAAAAUUGAAAUAUAAGAAAAGGGGUAGUGCGUGUACAACUAAAUUGAGAGAAGUAUGUUAUCUACAUCACAAUGGAAGCGAGCCGGUCUUAGAGAAGUGUUUGUAUUUGGGACGUACGUGCAUGGAAAUGGGAAGGGAUGUUGAGUAUGAAUGCGAUAAGCUGUUGGAAGAAACAUUUGUACGAAAGCCUUCUAAGGAUCAUUGUGAUAAUCUUAGAAAUCGUUAUGAAAAAUAUGGAGGAGAUUGUGAUUCUUGGCACAGGGAGGGUUAUAACAGUUUUAGGGCUAGAUGUGAGAAAGUUUAA